CCGUCUCGCUUUCUUCCCUUACAAGCAGCCGCGGCCGGGAGCUAGGGUUUACGGGCCGCGGCGUCUCCCCUCUUCCGGCGGCGGCGGAGCUCAUGGCCGACGACGACGGGUCUACGAUGGCGGCGGCGGGGGCGGAGACGGACAUUGAAUUCUCGCUCGGGGGCUGGGGGCCCAGCUUCGAGUUCGCGUUCAACGCGGAGAACUUCUCCGACAAGGUGCUGCGGGUACAGGUCGUCGCCAGCGGCGACGUCGACGGAGCGCGCCAUCCCGUGGAGGAAGUUUUACAUGUCAAGACAAUGUAUGUCAACUCAGCGAUUCUUGCUGCAAGAAGUCCUUUCUUUCUCAAGCUUUUCUCAAAUGGCAUGAAAGAAUCAGAUCAGACACAUCGAACGCUUACGAUUGCUGAUUCAGAUGAAAAUGCCCUUAUGGAGCUUUUGAGCUUUAUAUACAGUGGAAAACUAACAACAACUGAGCCCACCUUUCUGCUUGACAUCUUGAUGGCUGCGGACAAAUUUCAAGUCAUAUCCUGCAUGAGGCAUUGCUAUCAGUUGCUCACAAGUUUGCCUUUGACAACAGAAUCUGCACUGCUGUACCUAGAUCACCCAUGCUCUAUGUCAAUGGCAGCCGAAGUUCAGCUUUUGAAAGGUGCUGCCCAGGAAUUCCUUGCCAACAAAUACAAGGAUUACAAUAUGUUCGAACAGGAAGUGAUGAACAUUUCUCUGUCUGGGAUCGAAGCCAUACUUUCAAGUAGUGACCUACGUGUGGAAUAUGAAGAUCAGUUAUACUACCUUUUGCUCAAGUGGGCUCGUGAGCGAUACCCGGAAUUGGAAGAAAGACGGAAGAUCUUGAGUUCUCAUUUGCUUCCACUUGUUCGCUUCAGUCAUAUGACUUAUGGGGCACUUCAGAAUAUCCUAAUAUGUACUGAUAAUGACAUAGACCAUGAGCAAGUAACUAAGCUUAUCACUGGGGUGCUUAUGUGCAAAGCUUAUCCAGCACACAGGCCAGGUGCUCUUGCAGCAUGUGAAACCUCCUGUUUGCUAUAUGCAGAGCGAGCUUACAAGCGCAAACACCUGAAAUUGGUUGCGUUCGAUCAACCCUGCCCACAGGUUAUUGCUUACAUGGACCUGAAGCAUGAGGAAUGCUCCCAACUCUCCCCGUCACAAUAUAUAUUAUCACUCCCAUUCCAUGUUGCAGGUCAGGGUUUUGUUUUUAUGGCAAGAUGUAGCAUGGAUCAGAGUGGGUUGGGCAGAUUUGGCCUAUUCUUAUAUAUCGAUCCGAAGCUGAAGCGCUCAACCUGUGUGUCAGUAAAGUACGAGUUUGCUGCAAGGAAAAGACCGUAUGGGCAAUUUGUUAGUAUGGUCAAUUCUAGCUAUACCUUCACUGAUAGGUUUUCAGUUGGACAUGGUGAUCUCUUUUCGGUUCCAUGGUUGACAUUCAUGGCUGACAACAGCCUCUUCAUUGAUGGUGUCCUGCGUCUCAGAGUUGAUUUGACGGUGGUUGGGCAGACGGAGCCGCAAACGUGAUAUCUUCUCACUCAGCAAAGUUAGGUUUAUGGCUUGCUUGUGACCCUUGCCUAGCAUGGCUUGUGAGGCCCCCCAAGAAGAGGAAGAAAAGGGCAUGGUUUCAUCAGCAGAUUGUUUGUACAUUAGCCACUGCCAACCAAAUGUGUUGCUUCUUCAUGACUCUCUUCCUGUUGUAGCCAAGAUAUGGUCGUUACCUUUUGGUACUUUGUCCUUCAAAGUUGUAACAGGAUAGCAGCAGCAGCUGGGAGUGUUUUUGAUGGUGCCAGCGAAGCGGUAGCUCGGACCGCCAUGACGGUUGCCUGGUCGACCAUGGCGAUCUUUCGGUACAUUGUUGGCAACAAUUCAGCUGGUCGCUGCGUCCUCAGUUUCGCUCGCGUAGGAUGUGGGCACAACCAACCACAAGAAAAAAAGUUAAAUAUUUUCAUGUCUAUGUCUUCGGCUCAUUUGUAUUCCUGGUCUUUUCACGCAAAGUAACUCCGUUGUUAUUUGUCCACUUUGCAGGGGUCUAACGGUGAACAUUGAAAGCUCAUGGGUUUUCAAAAAGUUGUGACUAAUCGAUUACCGUUUCGCCUCCUUCCCAAGCUGUUCCUUUUGUUUCUUCAAGUAGCUGGCGUAUAUUAUUUCGUCAAGUAGCUCUCUACAUGUACUAUCUGACAGUUGAAAGAUGUGCCUGCUGAAUGGAACUCAAAUUCAUUUAGGAAAAGUAAUUAACUAGCAGAUUAUACAGUGCCUGCACAUCAGAUCUGCCAACUGUUGUGUUUCCGAAUAUGAUGAGAAGAUGAAAAUAUUACUUUAUCAAAUUUGUUAUUGAAUUAAUUGGCGUGUAUUUGGAACUAUGGAUAUAUUUGGCGAGGAUGGAGGGGCUCCUAAAUCUUUAGAACUCCCCAUUCUCCACAACCAUGUUCCCUGUUCCCUGUUCAACAUUUAAGAAUUUAAUGUUGACAUUAGUCUGCCUUUUCCUUUGUUCACCUCUGUUCUUUCUGUCUGUUGAAAGAUUUAAUGUUAUCAUUAGCUUGCUUGAUGAUUGCUCACUUUUAACUUUUUAUGUAGUACAAUUACCUGAUGUGUAAAGGCAAACUUGGUACCGGCACUAUUAGCUGAUCAAAGUUGAUGUGGGACAAAGUAUCGAAUCUUCCUCAGCCAUGGUAGAUACCACUGCUGCGAGUAAAGACAAUUUAUAUCAGUUUAGCUAUUCUUGCUGCAAGAAGUCCUUUCUUUCUCAAGGAACAGAGGAAAAUGCCGUGAUGGAACUUUUAAGCUUUAUGUACAAUGGAAAGUUGACAAGUGCUGAGCCUGCUCUUCUGCUCGACAUCUUGAUGGAUGCUGAUAAAUUUGAGGUUCUUUCUUGCAUGAGGCUUUGCAGU
Messenger RNA from Lolium perenne, 2887 nucleotides. The record is from RefSeq and is a predicted model, not a curated record. Lineage: Eukaryota; Viridiplantae; Streptophyta; Magnoliopsida; Poales; Poaceae.